ACAGACUAGUAGGGGAUAUGCAGCAAAUAUACCGGAAGUAAACACGAAAAUACCGAACCGAAUUGCUCGCGCGACCUGCCUUACAAGUACAAAUGAAUGAAUAAAUAAAUCUAACUAACUUCUCAAGUAGUCUAACGUUAGAUCUAUUUUUCUAUUCACAAAAAUGUCGUCAGUAAAAAGAAGGAGGAAUUCCAGGAGAGAGGAUGUGGAUGUGAAUGAAAUGUCGUACCUUGACAUGAUUCCGGAUGUGGUGCUGAUUGAAAUUUUGUCUUAUCUUCACGCAACUGAAGUCGCCAAAGUCACCGCUAUUAGCAAACGCCUUCGUGACCUGUCUCGCACCCCGACGGGUUCCCGUCGCAUCAACCUGUCUCAGUGCCUUCACAUCACGUUUGAGGGGUUGCAGGAGUACUUCCGGCCCAUCACACGAGUGAUGACUGGAGCUUUAGACUUGAGCCAGAACCCCUGGAUACCAGCAAAGUCCUUUGAUAGACUCACCCAUUUCAUGGUCAAUAUCACAUCUUUGGAUAUUACUGGCUGCUGCAUUAGUGUACCGUGUCUGAACAAGAUCCUUUGCAAGGCAACCAAACUCCACACUCUAGCCUUAACUGAUCGAGGCUUCCAUUUCAUUACAUCUUCCGAAGAGGGAUCAUCCAAGAAGGGUUCCUUCACCAAGAAAAGCCUCCAAACUCUCUCGAGAAUCAGGCAUCUUACCAUAGCCUUCUUGAUGUGCAGUGAAGACCUAUCCCUGGUAGUCCACUGCCCUAGGCUGGAAGCCCUAAGGAUUGAUCUGCAUGUUCAUCAAAUGCCAUUCAAACUCAGCGCCUGUUAUUGUUCCCUUGAAAACCUGCCACCCGAGCACUUUUGUAAUUUGAGGAGGUUUACUCAAACGAAUGUACACUCCAUCAUGCACCCGCAUGUAACAAACCACAUGGGCAGUAUCAUUACAGCGUCAUUGCUACGUGGGACGAAAUUCACAAAGCUGUUCCUCCCAACAUAUCUAACUGAGAAUGAGGAUAUCGCUGAAAUCAAUAAAAUGAACAAUUCUUGGUCAUCAAGCCUCAGCCAUGCAGACCUCCCAUUUGAGCUGAAGGGACCUGUGCCCUCCCUACGCUACCUACGAACAGACUACCUCCGGUUUAAGAACGUGGAAGAUCUUAAACAGUUCCCAAACCUUCAGUAUCUCUUCUUGUCACCGGAAGCAGAUGGAAAGUUGGAGUUUAAAUUAGAUCUACUUCCUAUCUUAGCUGAUUCUUGCCCUCACCUUAUUGGACUGUGCUUACCUGAUACUCACAUUCAUCCCAAGGCUUCUGAUGACCCGGUUGCUAUGAUACUUGGACGAUUCAAAAAGUUACAGCAUCUAUCUAUAUCUCCCUGUGCCUUCCAGAUACAUAAUCAGGCCAACCAUUCAAUUUUUGACACCAAGGAAGACAUCGCCGAGAAGAAUACAGCACCAACGAGCAAUGAGAGCCCAGCUGAAUUAUUGAAGGACAUAUCUGGACUGGUAAAAGCCUGCCCUUUUCUAACGGAACUAGAACUGAUCUAUCCACAAACAAAGAUCAUCUUCAUAUCAAACGGUUCAAGUGCACCAGUUUGCAGCAAGGAGUCUACAGAGACGGUACCUACCGAUACCUCACUCUCUGCUAUAGGGAACCUCAAGUUUCUCCAAAGACUAACAAUUGGUGGCGCUCUAGGGAUCCGUCAUGGCGGAGGCUUCUUGAGGAUAUUCAAGGAAUGUCGUCAGCUCUACUUCCUGUCCCUGGCAGACAUUGGACUUAGUGGGCAGUGUACGUGGAUGCCAGCUUUCUGCGAAGCCCUGCGGUAUGCAUCAUCACUGCGGGAUUUAAGGGUGGAACACCAAAACCUGGAGUUGUCAACACAGUUACAGCUUGCUUUACAGAACUGCAAGAGAUUGAGAAGGCUUUUCUUGCACUCACAGAAAAGAAGGAUCCAGAAGUCGAAGGGUGGGAACAUCUAUUGGCCGCAAUGUGGGAGGUUUCUAGAUUUGCUACGCACCUGUCCCGACCUCCAUCUACUGGCCGUGUUUUCUGCAGAUCCUAAGACUAUGACGAGACUUGGGACGGAUGAGAGCAGGUUGAAGAAGAGCAGACUGGAAGCCUUCUUUGGAUUGUCUUUCCCACAGUGCCGACAUAAUCUUCGUUUCGACAACAUCAACUGGCGAGAGUUUGUGGUAUUUGGACAUCAUGUGUGUGACCCACCGAGAGUUAUUGUCAUGUGAUCUGAUAGGGCCCUUGUCAUACAAAGAGUUAUGACCGAUCCAAUCGAUCACAACUCUGGGAAGCCAGCGAUGCCAGCAUCCACAGUGCGUACAUCCGUUAUUGAAAUUAAUUUUCAAAUACUCGUACAUGCAUCACUGUCUUGAACAAUCAACAUACUCUUCAUUGUUUCCAAGGAGACAUUGGCCCAUAUUCCGAAGUAGAGUUUAAACUCAGGUUUAAAGUUGUGGUUUACGUAUGGAUAGCCAAUUGUUACAUAAAUCACUAACAGUAGAGAUACAUGUAUCUUAUUUCAGAUCAUUUGGCUCUCAUAUCAUUCAUAAUUGUCUAGGAAGUAUAAAUAGAUGAUUGUCUUCGCCAUCUAUGAAUCAGGAAAGAGCCCAGUAAAAAUAAGAAACACACUUUUGGCUUCCCAUAAUUUUAGCACAGAGCUAGACCAUGGUCUAAGUUAAACAUGACUUCAGAAUAAGGGCCAUUGUGUACAUUUCCUUUAUGAAGAAAUAUGACAUUGAUUGAUUUCCAUAGUUCAGACUGAUCAGGGCCUCGUCUUACAAAGAGUUGCGAUUGAUCUGACCAAUCACAACUAUGGAAAGCCAGCAAAGUCAACAUAUGAAAUAUGUUUGUUAAAAAAAUUCUUGAUAUGAAUGUAUAUCCAUAAAUUCAUUGAUUUCUUGACAGUUUGGUGUGUCAUUUGUUAACAAAGGACAUUUUGCAAAUUUCCUAUAAAAAAUGAUGACACUGAUGGAUUUCCAUAGAGUUACGAUUGAUUGGAUCAAUCAUAAUUUGCUGUAAGACAGGUACUUGGUGUUUGUGGUGCUCUUCAAUGCCAGAGAGACGGAGCAAGGGGCUACGUGCUGGGAAUCUUCUGAUCUCCACAUAAGGAAAGGUUUCCAGUUACUUUUCCUGUAUGAGUGAAUUGUGCAUGCUACGCAAACAGCUGCAUGCAGUACAUGGUUAAUGAAUUAUUCAUGAGUUCUGUGGCACAAUACCCCACUCGAAACGAUCUGCACGCUCUACCCUCGCAAACCUGAAAUAGAAGAUUUUAGAAAAAGUGUGAGAGAAUGACAUCAACUCCCUCACUUAGAUAUUCAUAGAGAAUGGUGAGGAAAUGCAUUCCCACAAAUAUAUAGAAUUUCAUAAACUAUCAUGAUGUUCUUAUUUUAUUCAAUUUUCGUUGUUUUUGCACCAUUCUGUAGGCAAAAUAUUGUCUUCUGAAAUUAUAUUAAUUCUGGGCCCCGUCUUACAAAGAGUUGAUGCAACCUCUAAAACAAUUGAACUCAGUUACAUUUUUUAUUUUGCUGGUUCAAAAUAUCAAAAAUAGAAGUAGCCCUGCCAGGAUAAAAUCUCUGUGAAAUGUAGUUCCAAUCAAAAUCUUUAUUUUUAAAUCGGUUGGCUUAUAAUGGUAGAUAAUGGUAGAGACAAGAAUUUCCAUGGGUAUAUUGCAGUUGCAGAUAAGAAAUGUGUUCCAUAACAACUGUGAGUAGGCAUUCACAAUAUUUAUAUUAACUCAAUGACAACUGUCAAUCCAUUAUCAGGAUUUGCAUUCAGUGAAAGUUUUAUAUAACACUAACAGAAAUAUCUUCCAACUCAAUGCUUAAGGUAAACAAAUACUGUAAAUUGCUUUUCACACUGCAUUUCCUUAACCCCGGACUAUCCUUAACCCCAUACUAUCUUUUUUUCGAUUCACACUGUCUUUCUUAACCCCAUACUAUCUGCUCAGCCGGGGAUAAUGCAUUAACCCCGGACUAUCCCUCAACUCAUGAAUAUUGAUGAUUUUACCAUACAGAGCGUGAUUAACGUGCAAUUCGACUUCCGUGAUUGGCUAAAUGCUUAGCCCCACAUUCCUUAGCCCUGUUCGUUUUCACACUGCAUUCUCUUAGCACCGCAAUUGUGGUGCUAGCACCACAAUAAGCCGGCUAACCCUGCUUUUUUGCAGGGCCAGAUAGUACCGUACUAUUUACCGUGCUAGCCCACUUUGCUAAAAAGUAGUGUGAAAACGAAGUGGGCUAAGCUUAACCUUGGGAAAUUGGUGGGGCUAAGACCCCCCCUUAGCCCCACCAAUUUCCCAGGGUUAAGGAAAAAAAGUGCAUUGUGAAAAGCAUAUUAGUGUGCUAAUAUUCCUUUAAAAGAAAAUUAUCUUUCAAUGUGAUGGAUAAAAGUCAUAGGAGUGUUGCUGCAGGUACAGGUGAACUUUUUUUAGUUAACAGGCCUUCUAAUAGGUCUGUUAUUCACCUUAGUCGGUGCAAUUUUCUAGACCAGGGGGUGUUUCACAAAGAUUUAAGUCUGACUUAGAGUCUCACUUAAAUGCUUACGCGUACAUGAUAAUCUUAUGUAGUGUGCAUCCUCUUGGCAUAAUCUGACCAAUGUGGUCAAGCCUUUUAUAUAUCAGGCAUUUAAGUGCCAUUCUAAGUCAUGCUUAAAUCUUUGCGAAACACCCCCUGGGGCUGUAAACUAAACAGAUAUGCUUAAUAUUUAAUAUUAGUUUUAUCUGUUUGUACACGAUAUGUCAAAUACUUACAGUUAUGCUCAAUUGUGCAAUCAAUUGUAUCUUUUAUGUUACAGAGUCUUUAUUAGUUAUAAACAUGUGUUACAACCUCUUUUUAGUCGAAUCGCUCUUAAGUGGUACACUGUAAAAACUGUGGUGUUAAAACUGACACCAGUUGGUUCUAAUCGAGGACCACGCCCUGAGGUGUUAAAAUCACACCCUAGAGAUUGAACAUAACACCAAAGAGUGUAAAUGUAACAACCAAAGGUACUGUAUAACACCUAUAGCUGUUAAACUAACACUAAACUGGUGUGGUCCUCUAUGUACACCGGUUAACGCCACAGUCUUUGCUGUGUACAUAUUUCUGUGGACCCAAAAGAUUUGACUUCAGCAGAGUUACCUUUGACUGAAAUCAUGGCAUUGAUCAUGAGUAGAUUUACACACUUGAUAAACCAUUUGCCUGGCAAAAAGUGUUCUACUCUGCUGAUUUUCAUCAUUUGUUAUAAAUGAAAUGAAUACAUGAAUGAAUGGAU
Molecule: messenger RNA, 5252 nt
Organism: Lytechinus pictus (painted urchin)
Lineage: Eukaryota; Metazoa; Echinodermata; Echinoidea; Temnopleuroida; Toxopneustidae
Product: F-box/LRR-repeat protein 18-like
Exons: 13
Coding region: 164-2236 (690 amino acids)
Biological process (GO): SCF-dependent proteasomal ubiquitin-dependent protein catabolic process
Cellular component (GO): SCF ubiquitin ligase complex
Molecular function (GO): protein binding
Source: RefSeq, a predicted model, not a curated record